This is a messenger RNA of Haliotis rubra (blacklip abalone), 2747 nucleotides long. Its product is annotated as pyrimidodiazepine synthase-like. Gene Ontology annotation, cellular component: cytoplasm. Gene Ontology annotation, molecular function: glutathione transferase activity; glutathione dehydrogenase (ascorbate) activity. Gene Ontology annotation, biological process: glutathione metabolic process. NCBI's taxonomy places the organism in Eukaryota, Metazoa, Mollusca, Gastropoda, Lepetellida, Haliotidae. The record is from RefSeq and is a predicted model, not a curated record.
GACACGAGUAGUUACGGAGGCAGUAAUCUUCGAUUCAAUGCUCUGCACUCGACUAAUCACAGGAACGUCGAAAGUGCACACAUUGUUUACGCCCAUUUCACAGUUCAGAAGUUGUGACAACAUUCAAGUUGCUGGUGCCCGACUUGCCAAGUGUUCUAGCUACGCCAUGUCCCUCAAGUCACACUCCAAAGGGUCUCCCUACCCUAGCCUGUCUCCAGGGACGCUGAGGAUCUACAGCAUGAGAUUCUGUCCAUAUGCCCAGAGGACCCGUCUAGUGCUGGAGCACAAGAAGAUACCGUACGAGACAAUUAACGUGGACUUGAAGAAAAAGCCAGACUGGUUUCUGGAGCGAAAUCCCAUCGGCCUGGUGCCGGUGCUGGAGAAGGGUGACCAGGUGGUGUACGAGUCGCUAGUCUGUGAUGACUACCUGGACCAAGUCUACCCAGACAUUCCUCUCUACCCUCAGGAUCCCUACCAGAGGGCAAGGGAUAGGAUUCUGUCAGACACCUCCUCACAGGUUGUAACUAGCUUUUACAAGUUACUGUCGUCAGGAGGCAGCGAUGAGGCAGGGGAGAAUUACUUCAAAAGUUUAAGACGUUAUGAAGCUGCCCUUGGAGAGCGAGGCGAGUUCUUUGGAGGUGCCACCCCGUGCAUGGUGGACUUCACUCUGUGGCCAUGGUUUGAAAGAGAUGGAGUCGUGGAGAAAGUGGCGCCAAAGUAUGCCAUCACUGAAAACAACUUCCCAAACCUCGCAGCCUGGCAAAAGAGAAUGUAUGAACUUCCAGCAGUCAAGGCCACCAUGUUUGAUGCAGAGUCACAUUUGAGAUUCUAUGCGUCCUUCAAAGCAGGUGCCCCAGACUACGACUUUGGUUUAUGACUAGGUCAGGCAAAACUCUGAACGUUGACUGAACCCAAGGCUGCUUUUGUUUUAGUGCAUGGUUUUUUGAAAUUUUCUCUAUGGUCAGGUGUCAGUUAGUGAUAUCAGAGAAGAAAUAACUGCCUAAUCUGUCCCAUGCAAAGCAGGAUAAAUUGGUUAUUUGUAAAACAGAAUUGUAGGGGGUUGUGAUUUUAUCUUUUAUCACAAGUAGAGCAAUCAGGGACGUAAAUUCAUUUUAGAAUCUUUAUUAUUUUACUUUCUGUUUGUUGCAUAUUAAUGAUCAAAUUACAAAUAUUUCAUCUUACUCAGAUUUUUAUUACAUGUCAAGAAUGAACAAAUGACAGAAUGAUAUGUAGAAACAAAAUGGAAGCAUAUUUUGAGCAGGAAAUUACGAUUAAGGCAAAAAGGAUCUUACCUCAUUUGUCAAGGUAGUAAUAUUUUAAUAUUUCCUUGAAUAAUGUUGAUAUGAGCAUUUCUGGUAAACACAGAAAUAAACAUUCGUCAUAGGACAGUAUACUCUUAUAUUCUCCCAUGAGUGGAUAUGUAAAAUUCACACACACAGAAGACAAUAUACAGUAUAUAUCCCAGUAAUUCACUGGUGUCAACUUAGCCUUCACCAAGGGGCCAAUGUAUGCAAGUGCUGAGGCUGCAUAUACCAAGAUAGUAUUCACUGUGAUUUGUUUUAGUAUUUGAAUUGUAACUUGUACUCUGCGUGAUUGAAAGUUGUUGCACUGUUUACCUACCCCUCUACCUUAUUGCAUAUGUACUACUCAGAAAACAGUAUGGAUUGUCUGACUUAUUCAUAUGACUAGUUGGUCAUUACUGGUAGGUAUUACAACAAUCAGCCGUCCAGUAGUGGGUGCUCUUUAACUUGUUUGAGUAGUAUAUAUUCAUUAUUACAUUCAAAAUUAGAACAUAAUGUAUUAUGGAUGAAAAGAAUUGAAUAGCUUCUGUUAAACAGGCAGGGACAGUUAUGAAGCAUCCAUAGUUUGAUCGUCGCCACUAUUUGUCAGUCUAUAUACAAUUACGUCAUACUUCUGGAUUGCUAGAAUUUAUCCACACAAGAAACAUUAGGGGAACUAAAGCCGGCAUUUAGUUUAUUCAAAUCAAAGUAGCUUAUUGAUAUUUAUUUAGAAAAUGUGACUAUAAUGUUUCUUCAUAAGUUAUACAAUGUUAUGCCAUAUUUGGCUACAGAAAUUUGUAUGUAAUAAUAUUGGGAGAAUUAAUGUUCUCUUUGAAUUACAAAAAUAUACAAAUUAUAUAUACUGCCUGUAUUCUUUAUAAUUUUCAUUAAUUAUUCCAUUUAUAUCUGAAAUCUAUUAUAAUUGGGGAUUGUAUUCAUCAACAAUACACAUUGUUUGACUUUCAUGUUUGCAUUACUACUAACUGAUGUUUGUAGCUGUAUUAUCCAAGUGCCAUAAUUGCGUUGAUAAUCAUUAAUGUUUUAUCUGAAUUACUGUGUAGCUAGGUUGUUAUAUAAAAUCCUCCAGUUAGUUAUUGUUUGACCGAAAGUAAUGACCAAUUCUUCAGCAGCUUACUUGUAAUUGUUUCGUUACCCAGUAUUUGUGAUGUAUAUCAUAUUCCCCUCAUAGCUGGACCCUUGUAAACAUUAUGCUUAUAUGUGCCAUAUGAUAGAUGCAAGACAUAGUACAUGUUUACAGCUUACCAGUGCUGCAUAUUCUCAGAGAAUAUUUAAAAGAUUAGAAACAUGUUUCUAAUGUGUAGUUGAAUUUCUGCUUCUUCUUGUUGCUGUAUUUAUACAGAAGUUGAUACAAUGACAAAUAGUUUUGAGACAUAUGAUUACUAUGGGUACAGAUUGUGAUUGUAAGGCCUUGACUUGUCAGCAAGAAUAAAGUUAUCACAGUUAAAA